Messenger RNA from Tilletiopsis washingtonensis, 877 nucleotides. RefSeq lists its product as hypothetical. The record is from RefSeq and is a predicted model, not a curated record. Gene Ontology annotation, biological process: positive regulation of DNA-templated transcription. NCBI's taxonomy places the organism in Eukaryota, Fungi, Basidiomycota, Exobasidiomycetes, Entylomatales. The transcript has 5 exons. Gene Ontology annotation, cellular component: nucleus. Bases 10 to 792 code for a protein of 260 amino acids. Gene Ontology annotation, molecular function: chromatin DNA binding; transcription coactivator activity.
CACGCCGCCAUGGCGCUCAACUGGGCAAUGCUCUCCGACGACGGCGCGCGGCCCGUGCCGCUGCCAAACGAGAAGAUCCUGUGCAGCAUCGAGCACUGCCAGCUCUCGCUCGACUUCAAGCAUCAGGGCGUCAAAUGGGAGGCGCGCGGCAACGCCGUCGUGUCGAACCAGCGCGUUCUCUUCCUGCGGCAGCCGGCGCUGCCUGCGCCGCUGCCUGGCCAGGCGUCGUCGGCGCAUCUGCGCUCCCUCUCCGUGCCAUUGCGCAACUUCGUCGACACGCGCUAUCUCAUUCCGAUCUUUGCUGCACCGUACUAUGAGGCCCAUGUGCUGCCCGUGCGCGACGGCGGCCUGCCGCAGCAUGUGCCGGGAGCACCCGCCACGUCCGGUCUUGCCAAGAUUUGGUUCAACGAGGGCGGCGGCACGCUGUUCAAGGAGGCCGUCGAGGAGGCAAAGGCGCGCGCCGAGAUCGGCGGUGCGGCAGAGGGCCACCUCGAGGCGUUGCCGACAUACUCGCCGCCUCCGCCAGGCUCGAGUGCUGCUGCCAACGAGUCCAUCGCGGCGCUCUCUCCGCCCACGCGCGCCGCACCGCUCGCGGCCGCUCCCAGCGCUUCUGCUGCCGCCGAGCCGGCCGCCGAGGACCUCGAGGCAGCUGCCGUGGCCCGACAGGAGGAGGAGGCCGAGGCACAGGCAUGGGCACAGGAGACGCUGGGCGCUGCAGCGCCGUCAGCAGCGGGCGACGCUGGCACUGACGAGCUGCCGCCCGGCUACGCCGAGGCCUGCGAGCCUCGCUGAGCGCGGCCCUGCGGCGAAUGUAUUUUUAGACACAGACAGCUCGACUCGAGGGCAAUCAGCGAUGUGUACGGCGUUCCAAGCAUUC